AUGAAAGUACGCUCGUCUGUUUUUGCUUCCUUCAUUUUGAUAUUUGAAGUUAUUGGGGUUGCCCUCUUUCUUCGGGGAUUUUUCCCUGUUCCCGUCAAGUCCUCUGUAGAAGCCAAAAGCAAGCUGUCUGAUCUUCCUGCGGAGCCGCUGGCCGGGAGCUCUCCUAACUCAUCUCGCCUGCCCCAGCCCCUGUUCAGAAAGCUGGUUAUUAUGUUAAUCGAUGGCCUCCGAGAAGACUUCGUGUUUGGACCCAAUGGUCGGUUGUACAUGCCCUACACAAGGCAUCUGGUGGAAAGGGGCUCCUCGCUCAGUUUUGUGGCAAAGGCAAGACCUCCUACAGUCACCAUGCCUAGGAUCAAAGCCAUUACCACUGGCAGUAUUCCGGGCUUCAUUGAUGUGAUAAUGAAUCUAAAUUCCCCAGCACUGCUGGAGGACAACCUCAUUUGGCAAGCCAAGACGGCGGGGAAGAGGAUUGUCUUCUAUGGAGACGACACCUGGGUGCGCCUCUUCCCCAAACACUUCAUGGAGUACGACGGCACCACCUCGUUCUUCGUGUCAGACUACACCGAGGUUGACAACAAUGUCACCCGCCACUUGGAUAGCACCCUUAAGAGAGACGACUGGGACAUUCUGAUCCUCCACUACCUGGGCCUGGAUCACAUAGGCCACAUCAGCGGACCUCACAGUUCUCUCAUUCAGCCCAAGCUGCUGGAGAUGGACGACAUCAUGAAGAGAAUCCACGGCGCCCUAGUUUCAAAGGAGGAAGAAGGAUCCCUGCCCUACCUGAUGGUGCUGUGCGGAGACCACGGCAUGUCGGAGACUGGCAGCCACGGUGGCUCCUCUGAGCCGGAAAUCAAUACUCCUCUGGUCCUUGUAAGCCCGGCCUUCAAAAGGAAAGUGGGAAUGGAGAAGCCUGGAGUUGUGGAGCAGGUUGACCUGACUCCAACACUGGCCCUGGGAUUGGGUCUGCCCAUAUCACAAAACAACGUGGGUCACGUCAUUCCGGCUGCCUUGGAGGAAACCUCACUCCGAGACCAGUUGCGCUUCCUGCAUCUCAAUGGCCACCAGCUCAGCUGCCUGCUCAAAGACAGCAUGCCUGACUACCAGAAAGCGGCAGGUUUUGAGCAGUUUCGUGUGGCAGAGAAGGCUCACGGGAAUUGGAUGAAGCUUUACAUGGAAGGAAACGCCUCUGAGGUGCUGAGCAACAUGGGCAAAAAGGUCCUGAAGCAGUAUCUGGAGGCCCUCUCUGCCAUGAGCGCCGCCCUCAGCAAACAGCUGGGCAAGUACGACAUGUACUCGAUGAUCGCGGGUAUGGUCUUCGUGUUCCAGCUUUUGUUGUUUUUACUGCUGGCUCUGCCAGAAGCCCUCAGUGGUGAAGCAAUAGUGGACCUCCCCAUCCUCUCCUCAAUGCUCUCCCUUCCUUUCUACCUCUUAUGCCUACUUCUGGCCUCAGUGCACGUUCUGGUGUGCACAUCCACGGAGAGCUCCUGCUACUUCUGCAGCCUCUCCUGGGGCCUUGUGUUUGCUGCUGUUGCCCUUUCUUCUGCAAUGUUUUGUAUUCUGAUCAAUAUGGCGACGCGGAGGCUGCCCAUUGGACCAAAGAUUCAUGGGAGGUCCCCGCUUAGGAGCAAUAGUAGUGAAUGGACGCUGUCAGAGUUGGAUGUUUUGCUGCUGGCCGGCACCGUUGGUCACACACUCAGCUUAGCGGCCAGUAGUUUUGUCGAAGAGGAGCACCAAACGUGGUACUUUCUCCUCAAUACACUCUCCCUCACAGUCUUCCAGGAUGUUUGUCGGAAGUACUUCAGAGAGGAGAGGGGCUCUGAAGAUGAAGACGAGCACAUCCUCCCUUCCAGAGACAAAGAAAGCCAUCCCUUUGCUCCCUCUAAAUCUAAUAUUUACUUGGAGAAGUGGCUGGCUUUGGCCGUGCCCCCUUUCACUCUGGUUUGCUGCAGACUGCUGCGGUCCCUCAACCAAACGGGAGUUCAGUGGGCUCAUCUUCCUGAUGUGGGGCAUUGGCUGAACAGCUCAGAACACAAGAUGGUACUCUCCCUGCUCUCUGCUUUCUGCUUGGUUCUUAUCUACUUCCUGGUUCAAAGAUGGUGCUCGUGGGUCUCCAAGGUGGCCCUGGCCCUCGGGCUUUUAGGUGUCUACAGCUACCGGGCAGCUGUUGGCAACGUCCUGUUCCCCUGGCAACACACUAGUAGAACUACGUCCAGGUAA
Molecule: messenger RNA, 2220 nt
Organism: Menidia menidia (Atlantic silverside)
Lineage: Eukaryota; Metazoa; Chordata; Actinopteri; Atheriniformes; Atherinopsidae
Source: the annotation of a GenBank genome assembly